UUCUUGUCCCAAGAAAUUCCCAAAUUCCGUUUACAGAACUGCGCAUGCUCUGUGAACAAAGGAUAACUACUGUGGGAAGCCGACAGCAUCAUGGAUGACUUCAAUACCGGGGAGGAGACUGCCUUUGUUGUAGACGAAGUGACCUCCAUCAUCAAGGAGUCUGUAGAAGGAGCCAUCGGCGGAAAUGCCUAUCAACACAACAGAGUCAAUCAGUGGACAACUAAUGUAGUAGAGCAGUGUCUAAGCCAGCUGACCAAGCUAGGAAAGCCCUUCAAAUACAUAGUGACGUGCAUCAUAAUGCAAAAGAAUGGGGCGGGGCUACAGACGGCCAGUUCGUGCUUCUGGGACAACACUACUGACGGAAGCUGCACUGUCAGAUGGGAGAAUAAGUCCAUGUAUUGCAUCGUCAGUGUCUUUGGGCUGGCUAUCUGAACACGGCCCUACCCUGCUGUACCGACAACUGGCUUCUUUCAUUCGUAGUUAUUCAGUGAACACAUUUUCUUUAAUACAGUGACAGUUCUGUCACACUCAAACUACAGUGCAUUCCUAUUUUGUGAAACACGUCCUUAGUGCGCCAGUGAAUUCCUUUUCUCUCGAAUUUUCUUCCUUACUCACCGAUUACAUUCACGUUCAUGUUCUUGUUCUCAGCUGCUGUCGGUUUGUGUUAUUACCAAAGUGUUUUCCACUGCUCUGAAGGGGAAAUAACUGUUCUGUGCGAUUACUUUUCAAGCAGCGUGCUUCUUGUGUGCACAGGUUUGUUUUGUUACGUUUUGGAUAAAUUAUUACACAUUUUCCACACUUUUUUUUUUGGUGUUGUGUGUGUGUGUAUUCACCACCGUGACUAAUUUCAACACUUAGUUUGAAUCCCACGUGUCCAUUUGUGCAUAGCGUAAUUGUGUAAAUCCGCAAAUUCAGCUUUUAAAAAUGUUUUUUAAAGUGACAUUUUGAAACCAUUCUGUGUUGUAGGAGAGGUUUUAUUAGUCUGUGGUGACAACAGUAAUUCCCUCGCUAGACAUGACAUGAGCCUCCUGCGUCUCUUGGAAUAAACGUUACAGUUUACACGAAA
Conger conger (European conger) is the source of this 1066-nucleotide messenger RNA. RefSeq names its product dynein light chain Tctex-type 1b (gene dynlt1b). The record is from RefSeq and is a predicted model, not a curated record. Gene Ontology annotation, cellular component: cytoplasmic dynein complex; cytoplasm. The coding region runs from base 91 to 432 and encodes 113 amino acids. The transcript has 5 exons. Gene Ontology annotation, molecular function: dynein intermediate chain binding. Gene Ontology annotation, biological process: microtubule-based movement. NCBI's taxonomy places the organism in Eukaryota, Metazoa, Chordata, Actinopteri, Anguilliformes, Congridae.